GCCGUUUGAUUGUGAGGAAAGCUAAAGCCUAGGUAGAUAUUUACCUACCACCCUUUCCUUCGUCUUUUUUCUAUCGACUUCUCCGUCAUUCUCUUUCUCUCUCCACGUAUCUUUGAAAAUCCAUUCGUGGGCAAUCUCGUUUCGGAUAUGGCAGCAAUGUCAGGGAAGAUUGUCCAAAAUGUUUUUGUGUCACAAUGGUACCAACAAAAUAGACAGUCCGGCACUCAAUUUCGGGGGGACCAUUUUUCCCCUAAUACGCGCAACUUGCUUCCCUUUCAUGGGGGGAAGUUAGCAUGGACUUCCAUCUCUUCCAUGCAAUUGCGCAUGUUAUCAAAAUACCAGAGUGGUUUUGCUAACCGGAGAACUGUUCAUUGCAAUGCUGCUCCAUCUGCUACUGCAUUACCAUCACUUGACAAAGUUGAUUUUCUGAAGCUUCAAAAUGGCAGUGAUAUUCGAGGUGUCGCUAUUGCUGGUGUUGAGGGAGAACCAGUCAAUCUCACUGAACCAGUUGCUGAAGCAAUAGCUGCUGCCUUUGCUGCAUGGUUAGUGGAAAAGAAGAAAGCAGAUGGCUCUCGACGUUUAAGAGUUUCGGUUGGCCAUGACUCUCGUAUAUCUGCGCAAACCUUACAGGAUGCAAUUUCACAAGGAAUCUCUGGAGCUGGCCUGGAUGUUGUUCAAUAUGGACUAGCAUCUACACCAGCUAUGUUUAAUAGCACAAUAACAGAAGAUGAUACUUUUUUAUGUCCGGUUGACGGGUCCAUAAUGAUAACAGCUAGUCAUCUACCUUACAACCGGAAUGGAUUCAAAUUUUUCACAAAUUCUGGAGGCCUUGGAAAAGCGGACAUAAAAGAUAUCUUGGAACGUGCUGCUGAUAUAUAUAGAAAUUUUACAGCCGAAGGGCUGACUAUUUCCAAGGAAAAAGCUUCUGCAUCAGUAAAGAGAGUUGAUUACAUGACUCUAUAUACAGCUGAUCUCGUAAAGGCAGUUCGGAAAGCUGCAGGAAAUAUAGAGAAGCCAUUGGAGGGAUUCCACAUUGUUGUUGAUGCAGGGAAUGGUGCAGGAGGGUUUUUUGCAGCUAAGGUGCUUGAGCCUCUGGGGGCAGUUACAUCUGGUAGUCAGUUUUUGGAGCCGGAUGGUAUGUUCCCGAAUCAUAUUCCAAACCCAGAGGACAAGACGGCAAUGAAAGCUAUUACUAAGGCAGUCCUUGAUAACAAGGCUGAUUUGGGGAUCAUCUUUGAUACAGAUGUUGACAGAUCUGCUGCCGUGGAUUCCACUAGUCGUGAAUUCAAUAGAAAUCGUCUGAUUGCCCUGAUGUCUGCCAUUGUUCUUGAGGAACAUCCAGGAACAACUAUUGUUACAGACAGUGUGACUUCAUACGGCCUGACCACGUUUAUUGAGAAGAAACUCGGGGGGAAGCAUCAUCGCUUCAAAAGAGGCUACAAAAAUGUCAUUGAUGAAGCGAUUCAUUUGAACUCCGUUGGUGAGGAAUCACAUCUGGCUAUUGAGACUAGUGGUCAUGGAGCCCUCAAGGAGAAUCAUUGGCUUGAUGAUGGGGCAUACCUCAUGGUCAAAAUCUUGAAUAAACUUGCUUCAACCAGGGCUUCAGGACAGGGUCAUGGCAGCAAAGUUUUGACUGAUCUUGUAGAUGGUCUGGAGGAACCAGCUGUUGCUGUGGAAUUGAGAUUAAAGAUCGAUCAAAAUAAUCCGGAUCUUAAAGGAGGAUCAUUCCGAGAGUACGGAGAAGCAGUGUUGAAACUGUUGGAGAACUCUAUUGAUUCUGAUCCAAAGCUUCAAAAAGCCCCCGUGAAUUAUGAAGGCGUUCGAGUUUCCGGAUUUGGUGGUUGGUUCCUUCUUAGACUGUCGCUUCAUGAUCCUGUGCUUCCCCUUAACAUCGAGGCACCAAGCCAUGAUGAUGCUGUGAAGCUCGGAUUCGUUGUGCUUGCUGCUGCCAAGGAGUUUGCGGCUUUGGAUACAUCUGCUCUGGACAAAUUCGUCCAAGGAUCAUAACCCGUCCUCUGACAAAUCAGCAAAUCCUCAUCUUCCUUGGCAUCUUUCUGUUGCAACUUCUUCCGCUUCUGAUGGUUCUGCGGUUUUAGCUGUAAAAGUUGUGUCUUUGCAAAUACCUGUCUACCAAAAUCACUAAAGGGUCAUCGCACUAGUUUGAGUUCACACCCUUAGGAUUAUAGAGUAAGUGAAAUCAUCAGAUUUCUGAUGGCAUCUUCUACUUUGAGAACGUUAUCAUAUUGGCUGCAGCAAUAAAUGACAAAUUUUGUUUGGUUUGCCAAUGUAAGCUUCUUGUCAUCAAUUUAAUCUGGAUAUUGCUCUCCCGUACAGUUGUCUUGGUAACCAAAGACAUCAGAGACAAUGUAUCCUUGACAAAUAGAAACCCUCAGAAAAUUCUUU
This is a messenger RNA of Morus notabilis, 2403 nucleotides long. Its product is annotated as phosphomannomutase/phosphoglucomutase. The transcript has 18 exons. Gene Ontology annotation, biological process: carbohydrate metabolic process. Gene Ontology annotation, cellular component: chloroplast stroma. The record is from RefSeq and is a predicted model, not a curated record. Gene Ontology annotation, molecular function: phosphomannomutase activity. Lineage: Eukaryota; Viridiplantae; Streptophyta; Magnoliopsida; Rosales; Moraceae. The coding region runs from base 148 to 2007 and encodes 619 amino acids.